AUGAGUGAAUCUGCCGAGGCUUCAGCCACCGACCUCGCCAACCUCGGGAUCGGCAGGAGCGUGGAAAUCGAGAUCACCAACCAAACCAAUGUCUCCAGCCUCAUCAACCCCGGGUUUUACCUGUUCAGCGGGAACUGCCAGAUUCCCCCUCAGCCCACCGUGAGCCCUCAGAAAGCUGAGAUGUGCAAAUUCAGCAUGGUCACCGGCCUGGCCAGGGGUGCCGUGGGCGUGCUGACCUACGACUUCAAGAGGCAGAGCGACACUCCCAAUGAGAAGCUGGCCAUCAUGUUCUCCGUGCCCUUCAACUACAUCGCGGACAAGAACAUCCUGGCAAUCGGCAUCUACGCCGGAGACAAGGAGUGUAACAAAGCGCUCUACAACGAGAUGUACUACGGCGUCCCAUAUCACGACAAGGAAAUGCACGGCUUCGUCAGGAAGGCUGCCAAAGAAGGCAGCCUCACCUUCGAGGGCUGCAGAUUUCACAUCAAGGCCAUCAUGUCCCCGGUGGGCGGGUCCGUGCUGAAGGUGGAGGUGUGGGACAAGCCACGAGAUGAUUGA
Molecule: messenger RNA, 558 nt
Organism: Pseudoliparis swirei
Lineage: Eukaryota; Metazoa; Chordata; Actinopteri; Perciformes; Liparidae
Product: DELTA-stichotoxin-Hmg2b-like
Exons: 2
Coding region: 1-558 (185 amino acids)
Biological process (GO): cytolysis in another organism; pore complex assembly; monoatomic cation transport
Cellular component (GO): pore complex
Molecular function (GO): channel activity
Source: RefSeq, a predicted model, not a curated record